AUGGCUACCGAAGGCAUACAGUUCCCUCUUUCACGGGACUUUGCCAGUCCCUCUAACGCCCCGACACAUGCUCGCCCAUCCUCAUCAUCCUCAGAUACCACAACCCUCAAUGGCGAAAAACCAGUGCCUCUCCAUCGCGCACCGACGGCCGAAGACAUGGUCAAUCUUCCUAUCCGCACACUCUCCAACAACGCCAACCUCGACGAAUACACACAAGAAACCAUCUCGGGGCAGAUGGUCCGCGAGGUUCGAUCCAACGCCGGCAAGGUUGAGAAGUACGACUUGGUUACGUUUACCAUUGACGACAAGGAGAACCCUAAGAAUUGGAGCAAGGCAUACAAGUGGUGGUGUACCAUGUGUGUCGCAGUGACAUGCUUUGCCGUGGCUUUCAACUCUGCCGUCAUCACAGCGGAUCUGGAGGGUGUGAGCGCGGAGUUUGGGGUUAGCGAGGAGGUGUCGCUAUUGACCAUAACGCUUUUCGUGGUUGGAUUCGGUGUCGGACCAAUGGCUUUUGCUCCCGCGUCAGAGAUUUGGGGAAGGAGACCAGUAUAUGGUGUUACACUUGCUUUGGCAGUCAUCUUCACUAUUCCAGGAGCAGUCGCACAGAAUAUCGGCACACUGCUGGUAACGCGCUUUAUCGCUGGUGUAGCGUUCUCAGCACCUAUGACGCUCGUAGGAGGAACACUGGCCGAUAUGUGGAGGAAUGAGGAGAGAGGUGUCCCAAUGGCAGCCUUCAGCGCCGCACCGUUCAUCGGCCCUGGUGUCGGACCUUUGGUUGGCGGCUACCUCAGUCAAGCUGGUGGCUGGCGCUGGCUUUACUGGAUCCAGCUUAUCCUUUCUGCCAUUGUCUGGGUUCUCAUCACAUUUACUGUACCAGAGACUUAUGCGCCUAAGAUCCUGGCAAAGAGAGCGAAGAAGAUGCGCAAGGAGACGGGCGACGACAAGUUCGUCACGGAACAAGAUCUCGAUAUGCGACCUUUCAGCCAACGCCUCCAGCUCUUCCUCUUGCGUCCAUUCCAGCUGCUCUUCCGCGAGCUCAUCGUCUUCCUGAUCUCGGUAUACAUGUCCGUUCUGUACGGUCUUCUAUACAUGUUUUUCGUCGCAUACCCGAUUGUCUACCAGAAAGGCAAGGGCUGGAGCGCAGGAUCAACAGGUCUCAUGUUCAUCCCACUCAUCUGCGGUGUGCUGCUCUCUGCUGCCUGCGCGCCGCUCGUCAACAAGCACUACAUGAAGUUAUCGGAAAAGCACAAUGGUCACCCGCCAGCCGAAGCACGUCUGAUCCCCAUGAUGUUCUCAUGCUGGUUCAUUCCCAUUGGAGUCUUUAUCUUCGCAUGGACCAGCCAGAAAGAGACGCACUGGGCAGGACCUGCAUUUGGAGGUGGCUCUGUGGGCUUCGGUUUCAUCUUCCUGUACAACUCGGCCAACAACUAUCUCGUCGACUCGUAUCAGCACCAGGCUGCGUCAGCUCUAGCGGCGAAGACGUUCUUGCGUAGCUUCUGGGGUGCAGGCGCUGUCUUGUUUACGAAUCAGAUGUACGACCGUCUGGGCGAUCAGUGGGCCAGUUCACUCCUUGCCUUCAUCGGUCUCGCUUGUUGCGCAAUUCCUUUCAUCUUCUACGUUUACGGUGCAAGGAUUCGGGCGCGUUCUCAUUACGCCUACAGUGCGGAGACGGAGAACAAGGAAGAGAAGCAGGGAGCAUAG
Messenger RNA from Alternaria postmessia, 1701 nucleotides. RefSeq lists its product as uncharacterized. Bases 1 to 1701 code for a protein of 566 amino acids. Gene Ontology annotation, molecular function: transmembrane transporter activity. NCBI's taxonomy places the organism in Eukaryota, Fungi, Ascomycota, Dothideomycetes, Pleosporales, Pleosporaceae. The record is from RefSeq and is a predicted model, not a curated record. Gene Ontology annotation, biological process: transmembrane transport. The transcript has a single exon.